Myxozyma melibiosi is the source of this 2149-nucleotide messenger RNA. RefSeq lists its product as uncharacterized. Gene Ontology annotation, molecular function: protein binding. NCBI's taxonomy places the organism in Eukaryota, Fungi, Ascomycota, Lipomycetes, Lipomycetales, Lipomycetaceae. The record is from RefSeq and is a predicted model, not a curated record. The coding region runs from base 404 to 2086 and encodes 560 amino acids. The transcript is spliced from 2 exons.
GCUUAGAGGCACAAAUAGUAGGAGAGCGGAGUAAUCGAUAUGAUAUUCAAUAGAUGUCUGAAUAGUACAGCGAUUGAUCCUUGGAUUUCUAAAAUCAGAGAUCAAGGAUCUUCUACACAACCUACGGACUAACGUACGGACCUGAGGGUAUCAGAGAGAAGGUCGAGGAAGGUCUGCUGAGGCCCGCUCUCUACGAGAGGAAUACUCAGCCACCACCGCCGACCUCUAGCCGUCAAGGCUACGUAACCCCUCGUGCAGGAUCCGGGUGUUACACUUUGUGAGAUACCCCGCGGUUCAGGCCGUUGCGAGAUCUGUGCUUCCCCAGAUUUAUCGACCUGCGCGUAUAUAAGAUUGCUCCUCGGCCAGCAGCAGCUAUUUUCUUUUUAUUUUAAGCCUGCUUUGCAUGCUACACUGCUUGACAAUGGAAUUUACAGACAACCCCGCACUGGUCGAAAAGGCCGACAGCAAAGGCCGCAGUCUUGAGACACUGCCUCACGAGAUCCUGCUCAUGAUCAUCUCCUACCUUCCAUCCGAGAAGCUCAUCGCCUUAUACAGUCUAUCGGACUUCUGGUCGGAUUUGAUAAACAACAGUUCGACGUUCUGGGGGGAGCUUGAGUUCAUCCCAGAUGGGAAAAUAGUUGACGACAGUGCUGUCGCGUCCAUCGUGAAGAAAGCGUUGGGGAUCAUGCGCAUCGAACCUGACCCUGACUUUAGGUACAGAAGCUACGGCACAAAGCCAGACCGCUACCCUGCUAUAUUCAUCUCCUUGGAGUGCUUGUUCAGUCGCUACAGUGAAAUCGGGAGAGGUAACAGUAGCUGUUUGUAUUCAUUUAAGGCCAAAUUGCUCUCGACUAAGCAGAGUCCCGCAGAGCGAGGAGCUGAGGGCAGGGAGGAGGUUUAUAGAAUAGCGAGCGAGUAUAUAUCAAAUCAUUAUCCUGUGAAGGCUUGCAUCGAUUGGCGUAUGAAUCGAAUAAGUCCUGCGGCGUUUUUGGAUUUGGGUGAAGAAGAUCGAUAUUUGCAUGAAGGACUUUGGGAGCUUUUGAGAGGUGUACGGAUGCUUCAUCUGCCGCUGGAUACGAUGGCGACGUUUUUAUACACAGCAGUUGAGAAGGGUGGGAAAAAACUUUCCGUAGAGCUCCUACAGUUUUCUGAUCAGUCUGGAUCAUCACUUAACAUUGAGAGCAAGGAGCUUGAAUUCGGCCAACUAUUCGACUCCCUGAAAGUACUCAUCAUCAACGACACCAAGAAUGAAGAAUUGGGUUCUCCCCGUCCUCGUCACAAGAUAUCACAGAAUCUGCUGGCCCAGCUCUUGCAAAGUACGCCGCGACUGGAGGCACUUGUCCUGUGCGACUUUUACGUACCGUCCAAUAACAGCGGCAAGCCGGAAACGCCCAGAGCUCUUGAUCUGCUGAGCCAUGAUGAUAUUGAGUAUGUUGAUUUUUCCGGGACCAAAUUCGCGAGUGGUUUUCCGCUGCUGAACAAGAGUUGCAAAUCUGUCAGGCUCCGCCGGUCCCGGCUUUCUGCGGCGUUCUUUUAUGAAGCGCUGAAGGCCCCAGAUGCUCUUCCAGAUCUACAACUUCUGGAUCUAAGUGACAGCCCUGAUAUCACCGAUGCGAUGCUUUUGGGGUAUCUUUACCAUAAACGGGCGCUACCGAAGACAUUCCAGCUGAGAAAUUGCUCCGGGCUCGAGUUUAGCUCUACGUUGCUUCAACAACUGGCAUCUCACUGUUUGGUGAUUGACGUGAGCCAAAACAAGGCUUUCACGGAUAAAGCUUUGUAUGCCUUGUUCUUCUGGUCAAACAUUAGUCUGAAAAAUAUCGAUAUCUGUGGGACGUCAGUAACUGAAGGGGUAGGCAAGCUGUUUAUGAUGCGGCCUGAUGCGAGUGUGCAUGUGAAUUGGUCGAGGAAUGGGGAAGUCAGAGCAGAAGAAAGAUGGGUUAAGAAGAUGGAUAAGAGAGAAACGCAAUCUUAUUAUGCUCGCGACGAGAAAAAGAUGUCAAAGUAUACGAAUUUACUCUGCGCCGAUCCUUUUUUCAGUAUCGAGAGACUUGACUACUGGUGGAGGAUUGCUGGAUAUACGGGGUGAUAUGAGAAACUAGUGGAAGAGAGCAUUGCGAGCAGCCUGAAGGCCACAGCGGUUUGGGGAGUG